Molecule: messenger RNA, 3931 nt
Organism: Linum trigynum
Lineage: Eukaryota; Viridiplantae; Streptophyta; Magnoliopsida; Malpighiales; Linaceae
Source: the annotation of a GenBank genome assembly
AUCCGGUCUUGAUCCGGUCCAGUCUUGACCCGGUCCGGUCCCAAUUUUAUCUUGAUUUUUGGUGUUGGGGGUCUCUUAUCCGGUCUUUAUCCGGUUUUUUACCUCAAAUCUAAGCCCGAAUAUGAGAUUGCAUUGUUUGCUAUCCAGUCCCAGUCCGGUCCUGGUCCAGGUUAUACGGUCCGGUUUCGGGUAAAACCAAACAGUCCGGGACCAAAUAGCCAACCCUAAUAGCAUCUAAUUCUUUUAUAUAUGGUAUUUUUCAAAAUUGUCCAUCUAUAAUUUUUUCACAUCAAACUUGGUCUUUCUACUAUGUCCAGUGUUGAUAUUUCUAAAUAAUACGUCCCUCUAAUCUAGAAAUGAACGCUUUAUAUAUUAGAUCCGCCUGUGUACAAAGAUAGUGUCUCUUUUGGGUUACGAUUAAUGAUACUCCCUCUGUUAUUUCUCAAGUCCUAGAGUCUCUUUCUGCGCUAACUUUAGCAAUAUGCACCGAAGGUCUUUUUUUUUGUGGCUUAAUUUCUCCAGCAAUUUCAGUUAAAUAUUCAGAUUAGGGAAUUACGCCACCUGUCUCUUAUAUCUUCUUUGUGGAUGACUCCGUGUCUAUUUUUACACGCUUUUUUUUAGAGUUUACCAGUUUCUUCUAUCUUUAUUAAACACACGUGAAAGCCUUAAUUAUACCGCCAGCCUAUGAGUCAAACUGAGAAAGUAUGGUACUCUCUUUAACAAUCUUUCAUCCUUGAGUCUAAAUUGGGUUCCAAUUAGGGAUGGCAAUGGGUCUGGUUGGGUCGGGUUUUGUCAAACCCAAACCCAAAACCAUGGGUUUAUUCGUGAAAAAAAGCUCGGGGUAAAACCCACUGGGUUUGAAAAACUCAAACCCAACCCGCUGGGUAUCCGUGGAUUCAUGGGUAUCCACGGGUUUUUGUCGUAAAAAAUUUACAAUAACAAGUUCCUAUCAAAAUUAAAGUCAAAUAUCAAUCUCUCAAUACAAAUUAUCCAUAUAUAAAACACCAUUCUAGAAAAUUCAAGCAAAUCACAAAUUAACUAUACAAAUUGUUCAACACCAAUCUAGAAAACUCAAGAAAAUUGAAGCAAAUCACAAAUUAUCCAUAAAUAACAUGAUUAAUUGAAAGCUUCUUCCUUUCAAUUAAGUUUUUUCAUUCUCCACUCGAUAACAUCAACUUCAUUCUACACAAUUUGAAAGAAAAAAUAGACAUGCCUCUACAAACAUAAAUAAGAUUAUUGUUUAGAAUAUUAAAUAUACCGAGAAAAUUAACUAUAUGGGUGUGAGCGGGUACCCAUGGGUCGGGUUUACCUAAACCCAAACCCAACCCAACCCGGUGAAUAGUGAACGGGUUUAAACCCGAACCCGGCCCAAAACCCGUCAACGCGAAUUUUACCCGCGUUGACCGGGUUGGGUCGGGUGGGUACCCGUGGGUUCGGAUUUUGUUGUCAUCCCUAGUUCCAAUCCGUCUCGAAGAGAGGCAAAGUAUUCUUCGCGCGAAAGGGAUCUACUUGCUUAGGGCCUUAGUUAGCAAGGGAUAAAUGGGAAUCCAAUUUAGCAGGUGUGUAAUAAUAUAUGUAACCAUGGUCCAACUUGAGUGUUCUUUUUUCUUCUUACUAAUUCACUACUCGGUGACAGCACCAAAAAAUAAAAAAUUGCCGUAAUACUCUUGCUUUGGGAGACUGUGGUUUGCGGUUGAUAAAACAAUUAUUCUGGAAGUCAUCAAGUGGGAGGUCCACUUGUUUUUUUUUUUUUUUGGUAUCCUCGUUGGUUGUUGUUGUUGCAGGCAGGCAGGCAGAGGGACAAAAUCCAGAAGGAUUGACAUUGGCGCAUUGACUAGUAUGAAAUCAAAAAGAAAACAAACGGCCGGAAAACUGUUCUGACAAAGUACAGCAAUCCGUAAGACAGACGACGACCAUAGCGGCAACCAACAAACGCGUUAGCUGGGAAUACUACGAUCAAUCCGCCGAUCCAGCACAUUGCAGAGGAGAGAGAUGGGAGGGGGAAGAAGCAAAACUGAAGUCAACCUCGUGUCGCACCAAGAGCAGAAGGAAGGCUUUAGCAGGCCUCAUUUUGUUGACUUAGUGGUGUCUUUGCGUUUUGGGAUCGAGAUUUGUUGGUUUCGGGGGUGUUAUUUGGUGUGGGAGCGGAUACAACUUUGUUGUGCAUGACCCGUCGCAUUAUCGUCACAUCACCAAUUAUGGAAUGUUCUAUAAUAAUUUUUUUUUCUAAAAAUUUUAAUGGAUUAUUUCUCUUUUGUUUGAAGUCGUAAUUUUUUUUUACACAGAUAAAUCAGAUUAACUUGUCCAGUACCCAAUCCGCUGGGUAUCCGCGGGUUCAUGGGUACUCGUGGGUUUUUUUGUGGUAAAAAAUUUACAAUAACAAGUUUCUUUCAAAAUAAAAGUUUAACAUCAAUUUUCUCAUACAAAUUAUUCAUACAAAAAACACCAAUCUAGAGCAUACAAGCAACCACAAAUGAUCAAUACAAAUUGUUCAAAACUAAAGAUAAACAUCAAUAAACAAUAAGAUUAAUUGAAAGCUUCUUACUCGUCAACUAAGUUUCUUCACUCUCCACUUCAUAAUAUCCACUUCAUUCUAAACAAUUAGAAAGAAUGAAUUAUACAUGUCUCCACAAACAUAAAAAAUAUUAGUUGUUUAAGGUAGAUAUAUUAUUUAGAAUAAUAAAUAUACCAGAAAAGUAAUUAUAUGUGUGUGGACGGGUACCCAUGAGACGGAUUUACCUAAACCCAGACCCAACCCGACCUGAUGAAUAGUGUAGCGGAUUUAAACCCAAACCCGACCCAAAACCCGUCAACACAAAUUUUACCCGCAUUGACUGGAUUGGGUCGGUGGAUACCCGCGGGUUCGGGUUUUGUUGUCAUCUCUAAUUUUCUCCCCACGAAUAGAUUAUAUGAAAACCGUUGCUCUACUAUCGGAUCCGAGAACAAGCGUAACUCCGUAAGGGGUCGGACCGGACCUCUUUGACAGGGCCCAAUUUUGCAGCAAGCGUACGGCCCACCUCCAGGCCCAUAUCUCCGGAUAAUUUUUACAACCGAAAGGUGGACCUCAGUGCCAAAAAACUGGUGGCCUGAAUUGAGUCGCUGAAAUUAGCGGAGCAGCCAUGAGAAUAUCACCUUGGAACGAAGAACAGAGCAUGGAAAACAAGUUCCCAUUUUAAUCAACCGCAGCUAAUCCCCGUCCUUCUCCGGCCCGCCGCCAUGGCUUCUCUUCCACUCAACCCAUCAUCCACCGCCGUCCCCGCCAACCUCCGCCGUCAACCCUGUUCCCUUCUUCCUCUCUCCUCAAAUUUGAAACCCGCCGCCGGUGGCCGAUUCAGAAGAACAAGACCCAACCUAUCUUCUCAACCAAAUGUCGCUGCUGUCGACAAACAAGAAUCAAUCACCGCCACAAACAAUCCCAAAAUCGAUUAUGGAGUUGUUGGAGUUCACCACGUCGGAAUCCUCUGCGACAGCCUCGAAACGUCGCUCGAGUUCUACCAGGGGAUGUUGGGUCUUGAGAUAAACGAGGCAAGGCCUCACGACAAGCUUCCGUACAGAGGAGCUUGGUUGUGGGUGGGCGCCGAGAUGAUCCAUCUGAUGGAGCUCCCGAAUCCGGACCCUUUAACCGGACGCCCUGAACACGGUGGCCGCGACCGCCAUGCUUGCCUCGCCAUUCGAGAUGUCUCCAAGCUCAAAGAGAUCCUCGACGAAGCGGGACAUCCCUACACACUUAGCCGGUCCGGGAGACCUGCAAUCUUCACUCGCGAUCCGGAUGCGAAUGCGCUGGAGUUCACUCAAGUCGAUUGACUCCCUACAGCUUCAGCUCACAAUGGCAUUAAAAUUUUUCAUGCAGUAUCCGAAUAUAUGCAAGAGUAGAUGAAUUACAGCACUGUACAUAGUAACACUUCCCUUCAAAUAUAUGCACCUGUCUUGU